Molecule: messenger RNA, 742 nt
Organism: Eleginops maclovinus (Patagonian blennie)
Lineage: Eukaryota; Metazoa; Chordata; Actinopteri; Perciformes; Eleginopidae
Product: eotaxin-like
Exons: 3
Coding region: 130-543 (137 amino acids)
Biological process (GO): immune response
Cellular component (GO): extracellular region
Molecular function (GO): chemokine activity
Source: RefSeq, a predicted model, not a curated record
GCAAGACUGUUUAGAGUUAUUUUCUUCGAAUGCUUCUCAAGCAAGCGGCAAGAUUACGUUAUUUCAGUAAUUCAAUUGUUUGGUUUUGUGUUGAGAGAUACUUCACUCGACAAUAGACAAAGCCAGAAGAUGACAUUCAGCCUGGUGAUAACCGCUCUUCUCUGCUUCACCACAUGGAUGAGCACGGUCCAUGCAACCUAUGGACCAGUUUCCAGCUGUUGUCGCAGGGUGACUGAUACGAAAAUCCAUAGGCAAUCCAUUCAGGAUUACACCAUUCAGUCAGAAGGCAUCUGUCCAAUCACAGCCAUAGCGUUUCAGACAAAAGAUGGAAGCAGGAUUUGUUCUGACCCUAACAAUGGCUGGGCAAAAAGAAUGAUUAAGAUUGUGGACAAGAAAAAACAAAAACAAGGAUCAACAAGCAGCAUCACACCAGCAGUGUCCGCUACAUCAAAAAAGGCACCACAGAAGAAAUGCAGAAAUGGAAAAAGGCGCCAGGGGAAGAAGACCAAGGGAGGGAAGAAGGGGCAGAGAAAACGUACUUGAGGAAUAACAAGACAAAUCAAAGAUACCACAGUCAGCAAUCAUUACUCUUUCCUUGUUGCCCUGCUAUACUGCAUACUUAGUGAACCUGAAACGGAUUUUAAUAUAUGUUUGAUUCAUGAUAAAAUAUGCAUUGUAUAUUUAAAUAUCUCUAUAUCGUACCUUUUUCCUGUCAGUUGCAAAUAAAGUUUUCUUGAGCAAA